Eufriesea mexicana is the source of this 2363-nucleotide messenger RNA. RefSeq names its product E3 ubiquitin-protein ligase KCMF1. Gene Ontology annotation, biological process: synaptic signaling. Gene Ontology annotation, molecular function: zinc ion binding. Lineage: Eukaryota; Metazoa; Arthropoda; Insecta; Hymenoptera; Apidae. Gene Ontology annotation, cellular component: plasma membrane. The transcript is spliced from 8 exons. Bases 199 to 1749 code for a protein of 516 amino acids. The record is from RefSeq and is a predicted model, not a curated record.
GGUAGCCUAGUUGGGUUAGGUUUUACGCUGGAAAUUCUAACGAAAAAUUUUUUGUUUGACGAUUAAUGUUUUUCCCAUUGUAUCUGCUGCAUUGAGCGACGUGAAGAGCUAACGCAGUGGCGAACAGUAAUCGUAUUUCGUAAACUGUUCGAUCGCGAGACUUCGCGCUAUCGGCGUAUAUGAGAUUUUAAACGGAAAAUGAAUCGACAUGAGGGGGUAAGUUGUGACGCCUGCUUAAAGGGGAAUUUUCGGGGUCGCAGAUAUAAGUGCCUCGUAUGCUAUGAUUAUGAUUUGUGUGCCAACUGUUAUGACGGAGGUGCCAGUACUACACGUCACCACAGUGAUCAUCCUAUGCAGUGUAUACUUACUAGAUCUGAGUUUGAAUUAUAUUAUGGUGGAGAGGCAAUAAGUGUAGAACAGCCACAAUCUUUAACUUGUCCUUAUUGUGCAAAAAUGGGUUUCACUGAAGCUACACUACAAGAACAUGUUGCUGCAGAACAUACAGAUACUUCUUUUGAAGUUGUUUGUCCAGUAUGUGCAUCAGUCCCAGGAGGAGAUCCUAAUAAUGUAACUGAUGAUUUUGCUGGUCAUUUAAGUUUGGAGCACCGUAGUGGACCAAGGGAUUUGAUGUCUUUUCUAGAUGAACCUGCCUCAACUAGAUAUACUGGCAGACGGAUAACACAUUCAUCUAGAGUUGGUGGGGCACGACCUCGCAGGUCCAAUAUGCAUUUCAGUUCGUCCGGAGGAUUGAGUCCGAGUAGUCGAGAAGGUAUAGAUCCAAUUACAGAAUUACUUUCUCAAUUAUCCGCUGUUCGUAGAGGUGGCGGAGGAACUGGUCAGAGUUCGUCAGCACCAUCGCAAUUACAACAAUUGCAAAUGCAGCUACAUUUGGAACGACAACAAGUUAGAAUUGCUAGGCAACAAUUGGAGCGGCUACCUAGGAGGCAGACUCAGGUUCUUGGUUCUGCAAGUUGUGGAGGAAUUGUUAGUGGAAGUGGACAUUCUACUACUAUGACUAGUGUGGUAGCAAAUAGUACGACUAGUAACAAUAAUACAACUAAUGUGGCGAACCCGUCCGGCGUAUCAUCUACCAGUUCACAAAACUAUAUGUUUCUAUUGCCAAAAUGUAUUACCAGUUCUCUCUCCGACUCACAGUUGCAAAAUAUUGAACGUGAAAGUGCAAAUAGAAGUCUCUUUACAUGCGAACUUAUUCUUGGAACGCUUUCGCAAACAUUGCCGGAGUUAACACAGGAACAAUCUGUACCACAAACUCCAGUAUCAAGUGCAACUACUGCUACAAACAGUCCCGAAACACCAAAUGCUAACUCUUCCACAAUUUCGACAAAGAAAUUAAAUGUAACUCAAGAAGCGAAAAGGGAUCAAACAAUGAGUAAACACGUAACGCAAACGACUACGCAACAAUCACAUACUGUUCAGACUACUACGGCCAGCACUGUUGGGACAGGACUUCAGAGUCAAGGAUUACCCCCAAAUUCUAAUAACCUCGCGUUACAAAAUACACCUAUGGUUCAAACACUGAUGCACAGUGUAUUACCUGAGUCGUUGGUAUUGCAGGAAUCACUGUCACUACCAUAUAGUAGAACUAUCAGAGAACCGAUAGUAACCCCAGCACCAGCGUACCUUAGAGGUGGUGUCGGUCCAGUUGGCGUAACAGGUCCUUCACGUAGGAAGCCGGUUAGGGCUGUAGAUGGCAGAAACCAAUCUACGGAACCUCCGCCUCCACACUAACCCUUCCUUAGCCCGUACCCACCCACCCUGAUUCCUCACAGGACCCUCUAGCACUAGUCCUAGCACUGUUUAGAACACCUCAUCAUUAUUGUUAUUAUUAUAAUAUUAUAUAUUAAUAAUUAUUCAAAUGCCCUCCUCCUCACCCUCCCUAUCUUAUCACUUUUCAAAACUCUAAUCUUGCCAUCUUUUGUCGUUACGUGACAUGGAACAAGGGCAAGGGCUGAUUCGCCGACACAUGCAAAUAAUGUAAAUAACUCACUUCUUGCAGUCAUAUACACUCCUCGUACACACUCCUCAGUGAGUCUUGCCACGUUCUACAUCGAUAUUAUAUUCACUUACAAUAACUUGAUCGAGGAUAGAGAUGGGCAGGUAAAAAUAAUAACAAUACAAUUAUAUUAGCGUUUCAUGUUUGGUGGUUGUAUGGGUUUGUUAAAAAAGAGUUAGAUUCAUAAAAUACUCAGUUUUGUUUAACACAUCAAAUCUCGGGAAUGUAGAAACUUUAACAAUUUACAAGGCACACUGCCCGUCAUACGCACCAGUUUAAUUGUGCUUAAUUUAAACUGGUUAAUUUUUUUUUUUAGUUGUCGUAUGUUUGAUAUAUUUUCUCUCUCCUU